Messenger RNA from Asparagus officinalis (garden asparagus), 1295 nucleotides. RefSeq lists its product as uncharacterized. Bases 318 to 1235 code for a protein of 305 amino acids. The record is from RefSeq and is a predicted model, not a curated record. The transcript has 3 exons. Lineage: Eukaryota; Viridiplantae; Streptophyta; Magnoliopsida; Asparagales; Asparagaceae.
UCAAGCUCCGGUUCCAUCUCUCUUGUUCUUCCCCCAUCUUCGGUUUUCUAACCCUCCAAGAACUCCUCCAGCUUCAAAAUUCCAACUCAAGCAAAACCCCUUUCUUUAAAUCCUUCACUUCCUUCUCCUCCAUACCUCUACAAUCAGUUGGAUUCGUGGUUUUUUUGGGAGCUAGGGUUUCGGCUGUGGAUUGGGGCACUUGGUGGAUUUUGUUUCAACGGGUCUUCUUCCUCCUUGAUUCUUCUUCGAAUUCAGGAACUAUAAUAGAAACUCAGUCGUCAGUGGCCCAAACUCAGCACACGACCCUGGCAACCGAGAUGACUACUGCAGCUGCGGGGGUCUACCCAGCUGAAAAAAUCGCAAGACCAACUGAAGAAGUCGGUACAUCUGCGAUUAUUACAUCCGCAAUAACUUCGACAACUUAUACAAGCGUGCAAGGGGUGUCGAACGCAGAGUGUCAAACUAGAGAACCUUCAGUAGUUAUUGGACUCUCAACUCAGCUUUAUGAUCUCGUCACGGCGCUACUAUCUAAUAACGACCCAGAUAAAAUUCUCCUUCGCAUGGAAAUUCGCUCUUUCUUCUCGUUCGUGAACGAGAUGGUUGACAAUCUCCUCCGCAACGGGCUUUCUAUUAGUCUCUUCAAGUCAUAUCUCGACAACCAAGUGACUCUUCUAAGGAGUCAAGGGUAUUCAGACCUGGCGGACAUUAUUACUGCAGACUUGGUUUGCCUUGAGUGCGAACUUGCAAAGCUGAAGGGAUUUCAGGUAGCCGGAGUUUCUUCAUAUGUAGACGCUCAGAUGGAAGCCAAGUUACAAGCAUGGCGCGAAGCUCAAAUAUCUGUUGAUUCUAAGAUUCGAGAAGCGGAGGGUCUUGUUCACCAAAUGGAAGCGGCUUAUGCUGGCAGAUCAACAAUUCUUUACAAUAUUGAUUCCUCUCUUGCAUCAGGUGAUGCUACUAUAGCACGACUCGAGCUAGAGUUAAAAGCAGCGAAGGACGCUCAAGCUGCUUUGAAGAUAACGAGGGUACAUGCGGAGCACGCUCGAGAGGAGACGUCUGGACAGCUGACACUCACUAAGGAGAAGUUGGCUGCGACGAAAGCGGAGGCCGUGAAGGUAUUGGCUGCUGAUGAAGACUCUAUGAAGAUCACGAUACGGAGUGAGCUUGAGCAAGCUUAUACUGUGGAAUUAUCUAAGUUAGAGCAACAAGUUCUUAGCCAUAAGCUUCAUGUAGAUUGACCAUGACUUUUGUACCUGCAAACUCAAUUUUAUUAAUAGAAAAUAUGUCUUUUUCAUUCA